Molecule: messenger RNA, 1113 nt
Organism: Penicillium concentricum
Lineage: Eukaryota; Fungi; Ascomycota; Eurotiomycetes; Eurotiales; Aspergillaceae
Product: FPP/GGPP synthase family protein
Exons: 2
Coding region: 1-1113 (370 amino acids)
Biological process (GO): isoprenoid biosynthetic process
Molecular function (GO): prenyltransferase activity
Source: RefSeq, a predicted model, not a curated record
AUGAGCUCAACACCCUUCCAACCACCAAGCCCAGUUCCUCCCCGGACAAGCUCAGCAAAUGCAACAAAUGGCAACGGGAGCCCCUCCCACCGACACAAGCUGUCGAUAAUGGACGAAGAACCGACAAAAACCGGACAUCGUCGCAACAAGUCCAGCGUGGACGGCACCAAGUACAAGGACGGUACAUGGUCAUCGAAGAAUGAUAAGAUCCUCAUGGGCCCAUACGACUAUGUGCACGAACAUCCAGGGAAAGACAUACGGCGACAACUGAUCCACGCCUUCAACGCCUGGCUGCAGGUCCCGCCGGCAAGCCUGGCGAUCAUCACCAAAGUCGUAACGAUGCUGCAUACAUCAUCGCUGUUAAUCGAUGACGUUGAAGACAACUCCGUCCUCCGCCGCGGCAUUCCCGUCGCACACAACAUCUUCGGAACAGCGCAAACAAUCAACUCCGCAAAUUACGUGUACUUCCUCGCAUUGCAAGAAGUACAGCAGCUAAACAACCCAACCGCGAUCGACAUCUACGUGCAGGAGAUGCUGAAUCUGCACCGAGGUCAGGGCAUGGACCUCUUCUGGCGAGACACCCUGACUUGCCCGACGGAGGACGAGUACCUAGAAAUGGUCGGGAACAAAACAGGCGGGCUCUUCCGUCUGGCAGUGAAACUCAUGCAGGCGGAGAGCACAACGGGCAAGGACUGCGUUGCCUUGGUUAAUGUCAUGGGUCUGAUUUUCCAGAUCUGCGACGAUUACCUCAACCUCUCGAAUACGGUGUACACGGAGAAUAAAGGGUUCUGUGAGGAUCUCACCGAGGGCAAAUUCUCAUUCCCGAUUAUUCAUAGCAUUCGCUCCAACCCGUCCAAUCACCAGCUGAUCAACAUUCUGAAGCAAAAUACAAAGGAUGUGGAGGUCAAGCGCUAUGCGGUGCAGUAUAUGAAGAAUACGGGCAGCUUUGCGCAUACCAGUCGGGUGGUCGCGGAUCUGCGCGACCAGGCGUUCGCGUUGAUUGAGGUGAUUGAUGCCACACCGAAGAUUAAUGGAGCUGGUGAUGGGCAGAUGGUGCGUGCUAUUGUGGAAAAGAUUGUGGAGUCGACACUGUCCGAUCCAAAUGCGCGCUAG